GCACUUCCGGCGGCGGGAACGGCGCGGGAAGCGCAGGGCGGCGGCGGCGGCGGAAUUUCUAAGUUAUCCUGCUCGAGAUAGCAAGAAAUGCCAUCUUAGCUCAGAAGAAAGCAGUCGAGUCUGCGCAGUGCUUUGCGAGUUCACCAUGAAGCUAGGAAAGCCUAAAGGAGGACGCGCUCGAAGCUCGAACCAGGGAAAAGCCUUCGAGAACAAGCGGAAGACAGCCCGGCCGCGGCAGAAGUGGGGAGUGACCAUCCGCUUCGACUCGGGCCUGAGCCGGCUGCGAAGAGACCGCGACGAGAAGCCCUUCAAGUGCGCCAAGUGCGCCAAGAGCUUCAGCCAGAGCUCCACCCUCUUCCAGCACCAGAAGAUCCACACGGGGAAGAAGUCGCACAAGUGCCCCGACUGCGGCAAGAGCUUCUUCCAGAGCUCCAACCUCAUCCAGCACCGCCGCAUCCACACGGGCGAGAAGCCGUACCGCUGCGACGAGUGCGGGGAGCGCUUCAAGCAGAGCUCCAACCUCAUCCAGCACCAGCGCAUCCACACGGGCGAGAAGCCGUACCAGUGCGACGAGUGCGGCCGCUGCUUCAGCCAGAGCUCGCACCUCAUCCAGCACCAGCGGACGCACACCGGCGAGAAGCCCUACCGCUGCGAGCAGUGCGAGCGCUGCUUCAGCCAGAGCUCGCACCUGCGCCAGCACCUCCACGUGCACGGGGCCGCGCCGGCCCGGGCCCGCGGCAAGAGCGCCCGCGCCAAGACUCACCUGCUCCCCUCCUGGAAAGCCGGGAAAGGAAGGAAGUCGGUGGCCGGCCGCCGCCAGGUGAAGGGCGCCGCCUCGGCCCUUUUCAAAAAGAAAAAGUGAAAGGUAAGGGGGGGAAGAGGAUGCUUCGCCGUAGAGCACUUAGAUACUGGGUCCUUCCCUAGCAUGGAGACUUUGGGAGUUUCCUGGCAUGGGCCUGAGACCACAUGAAUCCGGUGGCCCCUCGAUUCUGCCCCACCGAGACACAGGCCACAAAGAACCGAAAGGACGCCUGCGACGACGUGAGCCCCGGGACCUCCCUGAACCCGCCCCCUGCAGGGCUCGCUGCGAAGCCUCCUGCGCUUAGGAUUCGGUGGUCACAGUCCAGGCACGCUGGUGAUCUCCCCGUUUAGGACUCCGUGGAAGAAUCACUAAGUAAAAGGAAGAAGGAAUGAGUUGCCGUUCUGCGGCUAGGAGAUUUUAUGUUUGUAACCUUUUUUUAGUGUAUUAACCAUUAGAUUUAAAGUGUGACUCACAAUUCAACGUAAUAAAAUGUAUUCAAUCUCA
Messenger RNA from Jaculus jaculus (lesser Egyptian jerboa), 1306 nucleotides. RefSeq names its product zinc finger protein 22 (gene Znf22). The coding region runs from base 146 to 862 and encodes 238 amino acids. Gene Ontology annotation, biological process: regulation of transcription by RNA polymerase II. Lineage: Eukaryota; Metazoa; Chordata; Mammalia; Rodentia; Dipodidae. The transcript has 2 exons. Gene Ontology annotation, molecular function: DNA-binding transcription factor activity, RNA polymerase II-specific; RNA polymerase II cis-regulatory region sequence-specific DNA binding. The record is from RefSeq and is a predicted model, not a curated record.